Lolium rigidum is the source of this 2399-nucleotide messenger RNA. Its product is annotated as VIN3-like protein 1. Gene Ontology annotation, molecular function: protein binding. NCBI's taxonomy places the organism in Eukaryota, Viridiplantae, Streptophyta, Magnoliopsida, Poales, Poaceae. The coding region runs from base 175 to 2022 and encodes 615 amino acids. The transcript is spliced from 5 exons. Gene Ontology annotation, biological process: vernalization response; epigenetic regulation of gene expression. The record is from RefSeq and is a predicted model, not a curated record.
CGGCAACAGGAUCGAACGCUUGAUGCAUGCCCAACCAACCAGCACUUGAUUCUUGGACUCUGCACUUCUGCAGCGAGCUCAAGUUACUCGAGAGUUCAGAAGUUACUAACCUAGAACAAUACUACCCAUGCUUGUGAGUAAAAAGAGAAAGGCUUGCUGAAUUGAAGUAAAGACAUGUCCAAAUCUACACCUGUUAAAGCAAGCAAGAAUGUUGAAUUGAAGAAACAAUCUGCAGCCAUCUUACCAAUAGCAAAUGGCCAUGGUAGUAAGAAGGAAGCGGUUAAUGGAGAGGAUACUGGCCAUGAUGUCAAAUGCACUAGCACUUGGAUCUGUAGAAAUUUGGCCUGCAAAGCUGUUAUAACAUCUGAAGAUUCUUUCUGCAAGAGGUGCUCAUGUUGUAUUUGCCAUCAGUUUGAUGACAAUAAGGAUCCUAGUCUAUGGUUGGUUUGUGCAUCUGAAAAUGAUGACAAACAGUGUUGUGGUUCUUCUUGCCAUAUUGAGUGUGCCUUCCGACACAAGAGGGUGGGAUGCUUUGAUAUAGGGAAAAUUAUUCAUCUUGAUGGGAGUUAUUCUUGUGCUUCAUGUGGGAAGGUUUCUGGAAUACUAAGUUAUUGGAGAAGGCAACUAGUGGUUGCAAAAGAGGCUCGUCGAGUAGAUAUUCUCUGCCAUCGCAUUUAUGUCAGUUAUCGGCUAUUGAAGGGGACGAGCUGUCAUAAAGAAUUGCAUGACAUUAUUGAAGAUGCAAAAGCAAAACUCGAAUGUGAGGUUGGUCCACUUGAUGGAAUGUCGGCAAAGAUGGCACGUGGUAUUGUAAGCAGGUUGUCUGGUGGUAGUGAUAUACUGAAACUUUGCUCUCUAGCAAUUCAAAGAGCUGAUGAGUGGUUGAGUUCUCCAGAUUUGCAUCUUCGAGAUUCAUUACCUGCUGCGUGCAGAUUCAGAUUUGAAGACAUUGCAUCUUCUUCCCUUGUUAUCAUCUUAAAGGAAACUAAAGUAGCAUCAUCGGACACCAUCAAAGGUUAUAAGCUAUGGCACUGGAAGAGCAGAGAGCAACCAAGCAUGGAUGAGCCUGUAAUUUUGUCGAAAGAUCAACGAAAAAUACUUGUUUAUAACCUUGCUACAUGCACAGAGUAUUCCUUUAGAGUUAUAUCAUUCACAGAUGAUGGGAUCCUUGGGCAUUCUGAAGCUAAAUGUUAUACUGGGAGCAACGAGCUACUUACCAAUCGUGCGACGCAGAAUGCAAUGGCUAUAUGCCUGCAGAAGCAGAGAAGAGAUGGGAACCAGGCUUCUAAGUCCAGUGGAUUCAGGAUCCGAGAUGUUGGAAGGAUCUUGCGUCGAGCUUGGGCUGAAGAAGGCUAUUUUGAGGAUGUGUAUGAAGGUUCUUGUGACAGAAGUGCCACAGAAGCAGAGCAACAAGAAGACAGUGAACAGGGUCAUAUGUUAUCUGGUGCUUGUCGCAGGCUUCAGUUCAACACAUUUUCUGUUCCUGACCUAAAUGUCGAGGCGCCCAUGCCCAUGGACAUAGACUCUUCCCCUGACAAGUGCCAUGAUUUAAAUAACGGACUUCUAAAAUCAAAUGGCAGUGGUGGCUCUGAGGCUUGUGCAGCAGCCAGGAGUGCGGAACCGCCUGCUGUUGAAUCUCGUCCAGGGGGCAAGGCAAAGCAACGCCAUGAUGUGCAUAAUGUAAGCUGUGAGCAGGAUGGAGUUUUGGCCAUCUGCCGCCAAAAACAACUUCAGAAAAGACCUACAGAGUUGGAUGAGGACUACGAGCACUGCGUGAAGGUGAUACGGUCAUUGGAGUGCGAGGGGCACAUAGAGACUGAUUUCCGAAUGAAGUUUUUGACUUGGCUGAGUCUAAGGUCGACGGAGAAUGAACAUAGGGUCGUCAGCACAUUCAUCAAAACACUAAAUAAGGAACCAAGUUGCCUGGCUGAGCAGCUUGUUGAUUCUUUUGGAGAAAUUGUAAACUGCAAGAGACCGAAAACAGGUCUCUGCAAUGAGCUAUGCCAUUUGGACAAAAGAUAAACUCGAGAUUUCACUAACUCAUUGAUAAUCUACAGUUUUCAGAUCAAAUUCAGUGAAAUCUGAUUGCUUUUGAUCGCCCGGAAUGAGAAUGCUCGUUCGGUUCAUUCCAUACCAGAUCAGAACGUGCACAAUUUUCGUACAUCAACAUUGCCAUUCCGAGCCUGUGGAAAUAGGAUUUUUGGUUUACUUAGAAAUUCCUAUCUUCAUAAUUCUACUUAGGAAAAUUAUUUUAGGGAGAAAAUAGAUUGCAUUGGAAGAUUCCCUUUCCACCAAGAAAUAGUGGAAAUAAUUUCCUCUUCUUUUUUGUUUAGUACUUUCUAGUUUUCUGUCAGAGUACUGGAACUAUCUUAUAUGAUGUCAUGUAUGGCUUACAUCUG